CCUCCUUCUUUACAAAGGGAUUGAACGUCUGCGAGGAUGCAUCGCGGGCGGGGCUUAAAGGGCAAGAAACGUAGAGCACAUAGCAGCGGCCUGCAUGCUGUGAACACUCGCUUAUUGGUUCAGGCUUUUUGAAUCCAAGUAGGGCAUCUUCUUGUUUUGGGGCAUCUUACUUCCGUGUUUUCUGUCUCCUUAUGAAAGGUUGAUCUUUUCAUAAAAUCUAUAAAAUCCUCAAUUGUUUUAGGUGUCACCUCCAAGAUGGCUAUGGUAAAGAGUGGUUGGCUCCAUCGACAAAGUACCAUACUGCGUCGGUGGAAAAGAAACUGGUUUGACUUGUGGGCUGAUGGACGACUUGUGUUUUAUAAUGAUCAACAACGGCAGGACAUGGAGGAUGACAUCCACAUGAGGGUUGACUGCAUUAACAUCCGCAACUCUGCUGCUUGUCAAGAGCUGAACCCACCGGAAGGGAGGAUGCGUGAUGCCUUGCUGCAGAUAGUGUGCAGAGAUGGACGGGUCAUCAGCCUGUGUGCAGACAGUGCAGAUGAUGCUCUGGCAUGGACCAUGGCACUUCAGGAUGCCAGAAUCAAUGCAGUGGUAGCUACCCCUCAAAUCGGCUUUGCACAGGAAGUGAUGGCUACUGCUCCCCCCUACUCUGAAUAUGCUCCCCCACAACAGCAGGGUUAUGCCCCAGGACCAUAUGGAGACUAUGUUGCACCUCCACCACAUGUUACACAGAUUGUAUACUCUCCGGAUGGGCAGCCCUACGCUGUAGCUUAUCCAUAUCAGUACCAAGGUGGGUAUCAGACUCCUGGAGUGAACCACGUUGUUAUUCGGGAACGCCAGCGCGAAGACGGAGGAGAUGUGGCUUUUGGCAUGCUGGCUGGAGCAGCAACUGGUUUGGCACUGGGCUCUCUCUUCUCUGUCUUCUAGUGUCGUUGAAUAAUGUAUAUUUAAUAGCACACACCCCCUGUAUUAGCAGCAUUUGGCUUCUUCUCUGUGCCAUCACAUGAGUCGGAGGAAGUGUGUCUGUUGGGCUACUUUCAUAAAUGGAGCAUGAUUGUGAUGGGCAGAGAAUCACUGUCGAUGUGUUCUAUAUAUUCACAAAGUAAAUACUGUUAGCACUUUGUCAUAUGCCCUGGGUGGCAAUUUCCCAACCCAUUUGUGUUGUCUGAAUACGAAUGUUCUUAACCAAAAAUACAACAUUUACUCACUUUUAAGAGUUAUUUAAAUGACAAGAUGCUACUCCUUUUAUGUACUGUAAAUUUCAGGUCCUUGCUAUUUUUCAAGUUUGUUUCUGUUUCAUGGAGCACAUUGGUCCUUUUAUACUUGCAGAAUUAUCCUAAAAGCCAUCAACUGUUGUUUUAUUUUAGUUCUUGUCUUACUGGUUUUGAUUCACCUCUGUGUCUUCUACCUUUACUUUAUUUUACACUUGUUAUUUGGGUAUUUUGGGUUGUGAAUAUGCAGUUUUUCUCUAAUUAUUUGUGGUGGAGGCACUCGAGAAAAGUUGUGUAAAACAACAGAGUGCACAUACAAAAAGCAAUAAUCAUUUACAUUGUAGCAUUUUGAGGUACCUGCUGGGAUGGAUGUCUGAUGUUGUCUCCACCACAAAUAAGUGUUGGUAUGAGGGAACGCAUUCACACAUGUGCUUUGAUGUGAAAAGGGACUCCUAACUGAUAUUUGCAUGCAUUAUUUAUUUACAUUUUGCAUUGGCAGCUCUUGAACCAUAUUUUUGAAUUGUUUGAACAUAUAGAAUUUCAUUUCAGUAGGCUUGAUGUGAUAUGCACACCAAUCAGUCUCUGGAGAUUCAGACUCUCCAAUUAAAUAUGUUACUUAAGACUUUAUAUAUUCACUUUGAAAUAGCAACUUGUGCUAAAUUAAAAACGUGUUUGCCUUUAUCUACACACUUCAUAUCUUUACUGAUGGCACUAACGGAACAGAUGUUCAAGACUUGUAUUUCUAAAGUAUUUCAUUUCAGCAAAUUAUGAGCUUCUGCAAGCAGCGUAACAUUGAUGUCAGUUUUAUAUAUAUAUCUUAAAGUGUUUAAGAUUUAAACUUACAUGUUGUAUUUAUCCUAUCAAAUGUAAUCAAUAAAGCACCUUCAUUUAGAGUAUAUAUGGCAGUUAAUUAAUGAACGUAUGUUAACAAUUAAAUAUAUUCAUAACGUAAAUAAAGACUCCUGUAGUUUC
This is a messenger RNA of Eleginops maclovinus (Patagonian blennie), 2183 nucleotides long. It is a transcript of the gene plekhb2, whose product is annotated as pleckstrin homology domain containing, family B (evectins) member 2. Gene Ontology annotation, biological process: regulation of cell differentiation. Gene Ontology annotation, cellular component: membrane. NCBI's taxonomy places the organism in Eukaryota, Metazoa, Chordata, Actinopteri, Perciformes, Eleginopidae. The record is from RefSeq and is a predicted model, not a curated record.